This is a messenger RNA of Penicillium taxi, 1113 nucleotides long. RefSeq names its product alpha/beta hydrolase. Lineage: Eukaryota; Fungi; Ascomycota; Eurotiomycetes; Eurotiales; Aspergillaceae. The record is from RefSeq and is a predicted model, not a curated record. Bases 1 to 1113 code for a protein of 370 amino acids. The transcript has 3 exons. Gene Ontology annotation, molecular function: hydrolase activity.
AUGGCCCAGCCACUACAGGAAGGCGACCCAGCUCUGCAUAGCUUUCGAAUAUCAGAGAUAUCUCAGCCACUGCAUAACAGCAUCCCUACAGAGCUGGUUUCUCGGUUCGACCCUGUCUACGUUGAAUACUACAACAAGUACAAUGCAGGCCGUUUACACACUCAUGAAGUCCCAAUAGAGGACAUUCGAAAGAACCCUACCCGGUAUACCAUCUCCUACGGUCGUGCUGCAGGCCCCGACAUCUUUCGUAUCACGGAGCAAAAAUGUCUCGUGAAAGGAGGUGAGAUUACUGUCAGAAUAUUUGAGCCAGAGAAUAAAUUGGAUGCCCAUGGAAAACUAAAGAAAAGAGCUGCAUAUGUCAAUUUCCAUGGCGGAGGGUGGGUGUUUGGUGGCCUUGCAGCGGAUCAUGAUUUCUGCAAAAGGAUCGUACAUGGUCUUGACGGAGAUCUUGUUGCGUUUGAUGUCGAUUAUCGACUGGCUCCUGAGUAUCGUUAUCCCACUGCCAUAGAGGACUGUUGGGCAGCCUUUAACUGGAUCCGUUCGAAAGAGAAUGAAUUCAAUAUUGAUAUAGAUCGACUCGCAGUCGGCGGUGCAUCGGCAGGAGGGCAUUUGGCAGCUGUGAUCAGCCACCUUUGCCGCAAUGCGAACAUCCCCUUAGGUCUUCAGAUUUUGACAGUGCCUGUAUGCGAUUUGCACAGUACGUUUACUCCAGAAGGCGAGUUUGAUUAUGAAAAUUGCCCCUACGAGUCCUACCGAGAAAUGGAAUUUGUUCCAGCGCUUCCCACAGCACGAAUGGCGUACUUUCAUCGACAGUUCCUUGGUGUCCCCAGACAACCACCUUCCGACGAGGACUGGAAAAUAUCGCCAAUACUCGCAACCAGCUUCCAGGGGCUAGCUCCCGCAUUGGUGUCAACAGCGGAACUAGAUCCCUUGCGUGAUGAAGGGGAGGCGUAUGCCGCAAAACUUCAAGCUGCUGGGGUUCAUGUGAAGCUGGUUCGGUAUGAUGGGGUGCCUCAUCUGGUGGCUGUGCUAGAUGGAAUAUUAGAGGGAGGGCGACAAUUCAAUGCGAAUGUAAUUGAAAUGCUGCGACAAGAGCUGGGGAAUGAGAUGUGA